UGGUCUAAGUUAUGUACACAAGGAAGAUGAGUACGCCAAAGAGAAACAGGUCUGUCGAUGACCAACGACAUCCUACGCGACUCGUGCGUGUUAAUGUCGAAAUACUUGUAGACUUGCGGUCAAGCUCGUUCAUGUGAAAGUAAGAAGAGAGUCUCUCAACUUCGUCAUGUCUGCUCUACCUGCGACGUUCAUUCAUACGUGUGGAGCUACAGUCGGCUACCUGGUGACUAUUAUGCUAUGGACCAAGAGAGACUAUUACACUGAUUAUAGAGAGGAAACGAUCCUUUCUUUCUGGAAUGCAUUUUACUUGGAUAUCUUGCCGAACUGGGCGGUCUACUGCGUUUCCCGCUUUCUCUCGUGGCUUCGCUACCAUCGGCACCAUCGUCAUGAUCGCCAUCACCACCUUUUGGGAUUAAUUUAUUAGAUUUAAAUUAUAGGAGGAAAUAAUUCGCAAGAACAAGAAAAUCCGAACUUUCCGAUCUCUUCUUAUUAUUCGGUACAAGGCAAUAGAGAAUUUUUAAUAAAAAUCUUCUCAUAUUUUAUUAUCAAAUAAACAUCCGUUUAUCGUACAAAAUCCAUUUUACGAGUACUCAGUAUUUAAUUGACAAUGAAAAUUAUAUUGACAAAAAUGUAGUUUAAUUACGCUUAAUGAUCUCUGUCUAAUUGCAUUUACUUAUAUUUAUCUAUGUAUCAAUUUUGCGUGUCUAUUUUCACCUGUUACCAGUUUCUUGAUCUCUUAACGAGUAUCGAUAGGAUAAUAGGAUCGAGGUGUUCGUUCAGGAUAUUGCGUUAUACGUAUCCAAGGUAUCUAUUAACGUAUCUAUACGAAUUGCAAGCCAGAUAUUACGAACAACAAUCUCAUAAUAGGAAGAAUCGCGAAAUAUGAAGUAUGAAUGAGCGGAUACAACGGUAUCCUUGUAAAAGUGUAAAGGCAGUCUGGCAUGGCGAAGCGCAAAACUGAAAGAUUUUAAUCUCAUCUUCAUAAUAGGAUAUUAAAUAGCAUCCUAAGUGUUUUAUCAUAUUUUCCAAAGACUAGCUCAAACCAUUUCUAUAUAUGUGGCUUCUGGUGUCUGCCAGUGAUCCAGUUAACCAUACAUAGUUAUCUGGCAUAUGCAGGAUGCUCUAUGGAGGUGGCAUAGCAAGUCGAGGUGGUUCUUAUAAGUUAUAAUAUAUAUACACCCAUAUUUCAAUAUAUAUAAUGAAGUGGAAGUUGUGGAAGUGGUGAGUACUCGUUUGCCCGUUCCAACCUAAUGGACGGACAUUCGCUCAGGUACACGCACACACAGUGUGCCAAUUUUUCUCAUUUUGCUCCAGUGAAAGGGAAGGAUAUUUACAGGCAAUCCUAUAGAGGCCUAGAUUGCAGAUACACUCCAGCUUCUUAAUGUCACUUCCUUCCCUCCAUAUCAGUGCAUCAGGUCCUUAUCACAUUCCAUAACGAUGACUGUAGAAACAUCAUCUGUGAAAAAUUGUACUUGGGAUAUGCCUGUAUAUCUGGAUGUUCCUGUAUUCGAAUAACGUAAGAAAGUCUUUCUCUUAGAUGCUGGUAGCAACUGCAUCAGAGGAAGGAGCACGCAGCAUUGCCAUUGGUGGGGUGCCUAUAUAGUCUGUCCAGUUCCUGGGAGUAGCUUCAAACUGUGUCGAACUCGAACGGUGGACUUUCAUGAUCCUUAAUCGGUAUAACGAUUUCCGUGCGCGUUAACUACAUUCUCCUUUGUUAAAUCGCUUGUAUGUAGUAUAUGAAAAUAUUUACUCAAUUCAGUUUGGUAAUGGCUCGGGGUGCAGUGUUAUCGAGGAAGACGCCACUUGGAGAGAUUUAAAAAAGAACUACUGUUAUUGGAAGCUGUGAAGACCCUUUGUGCCUCAGAAUAUCUCGAAGGAAUAAUUUUAGUGGUUUCCUGAGGAUAGGAGAACGCAACGAUAUGAUAGGUCGGUGGCCGCUGGCCCUGAGCCUUGUCGUGGGCCUUUGCGCCUUCUGGUCCCAAUUGGGAUGGGUCCAGGGUGAAAGAUGGUCCAGACAAGUGUCUAAUAGCGAUUGGAUUCCAUUGGCUAGUCCGAGGACACACACGGGACAGAAUCAACUGACUCAAAAUGGAGGUGGUCCAGCUAAUCAACAUUUUUCACAAGUUCAGCCACUCGCGUUACCACCGGCUUUGCAGCAACAGUAUCAACAGCAGCUUAUGCAACUUCAGAAGACUCAGGAGAGCAUUCAGAAUCUUCUUUUAUUACAGCAACAACUUCGGACGCAACAGCAACUCUUGCAGGCUCAGGCAUUCUUACCAAACGGAUUAAAGAAUUCGGAAGAGAAUAAACAAGCUCUUCAUCAAAGUACUUUUGCCAAUCUACAAUCGGUUUCGGAUCUUGCACCGGAAGUCCUGAUACCUCCUGUACCAUCUUCGGAUGCGCUUCCUCCAGUUUAUCCGCCUCAACGUUUCCUGUCCCAAAACCCAUCUUCUGUACGUUAUUCAAGCAAGACGAACUCGAAUGUGGUGAAGAGUCAGGACAGCGAAGAAGAGAUUGAAGAAGGAUCUCAGGAAGAAUCAUCAAAGGAGUUAGCUGCAGGACAAGGUCGACAAUAUGUGAAUGAUAAUCAAAGAGAUACAAAUGGUCCUGCAGAGUCCAGUGAUGAAAACGAAGAAGUACAGCUGGUUUACGUUCCUGCUGAAACUCUAGCACAGAGAAGUCAAGUAAACUCGGAAAGAGGUCGAAGUCGCAAGCAGUAUCAACAUCAGAAUCAAAAUCAAGAAAAGUCCCAAGUCUUACCUGAAAUCGAAUCAAGUACCCCAAGAGCUUCUACUAUUCAACAAGAUUUCGCGAGGCAAAUACUGCAACAACUACACCGUGAACAGUUGAUGAAGAAUCGUAUGGUGCAGGAAGAACGUCUUAAGGAAGUAGCCAGGUUGGAGGAGGAGCAAAAGGAGCUGGACAGACAGGCACGUCUUCAUCAGGAGACUGUACUCCGGGAACGAGAAUUACAACGGCAACGGGAGGCCGAGAAGCAGAAGGAACUCGAGCGUCUGGAAGAAAUAGCGAAACAGGAAGAGUUAGAAAGAAUUCGUGAAUUACGAGAGAAACAACGACUGGAACAGGAACGACAGUCGAUGAUUAGAAGACAGGAGGAGGCACAGAGACAGCAAGAGAUUCGAAGUCGUCAGGAACGCGAGCGGCAGAUGGCGGAGUUACAGGCUAAGGAAGAGUCUGAGAGAGAGGCACGUAAGAAGGAGCAAGAAAGAUUAAUGGAGAUAGAGCGACUGGCAGUUUUACAGAGAAAAAAGGAAGCUGAGAUCCAAGCAAGCAUUGAACCUACCAAAGAGCAGGAUAAAGCUGCAGGAAGUAAUAGUGACGUAGUACUCGGAAGACACCGUGCUGAAGCUCUGGUCAGAAAUCCUCAACAUCACAUUCAGCAUCUGACGGAAAAUACAAGACAAAAAAGUAGAGUUCGAGGUAGACAACGUGUUCGGGGACACGUGACUACUGGCAGCCAGAAUGCGAAUGUUUCUCAAGGAUCUCAGACUUCUCAAGGUUCUCAAGGUCCUCGAGAUAAUUAUUCAUCAGGUGUGACUCCUUCGCCAUCGCCAAAUCAGCCACCCUUGUCCGUUUACAUGGGUCAUAUAAAUAUGGAUACGAAGAACGUUAGGGUAUCGGAUGUCCUCAAGCUCCUUAAGGAUGCCAAAACCAUAUCUGUAUUAGAUUCAGUGGGUCUAGAGGCACCGUCCGUUUUUGUGGGACCCAGCAAUUUGGAUCCACCCAAUGGGUUUGCAAAAUUCGAUCUACCCUACCUGUCGAGUAUUGAGAAUAAUCGAGUGGAACGAAAGGUCGACAAGUUGCCCUUCUUUGUCGCACCGUUGAGCUUCAAUCCUCCACCCGGUUACUCCAAAAUACCAUUUCCGGCUCCGCAUAUUGGCUCCGUCGUCGUUAACACUGUGGAUAAUGAAUUGACCAAUGGCGGCUCUAUCGAGGAGAGCAAGCAGGAGUCACAAGUUCAGAUAACUGAUGAUGGAAUCAUCAAUAGACAUAGGAUAAGACCCAACCCUCUUAUCGAACCCAAUUCUUAUACGGCUGAGAGUUCCGGAACCACUGCGGAAGUUACACCUAAUCCGGCAUACGCUCGUUCGACUACACCCACUUACGACACUGGGUACUCUGCUACUCCUACUUCCGGAAGUAGAUACAGAUAUAGACAAUUCUAUGGAGAUAAUCGUCCAAGUGCGAAAAAUUAUGAAAGCAACAAUCAGGCCAAUCAGCCAGUUUAUUCCAGUACGACUCCAGCUCCAUCUUCUUAUCAAGAUGAACUGAUUGACCCGAAUCACAAGAAUCACAAGCCUUAUUACGCUGAAGCAUCAAGUGCUACUACCACUCCAUCUUAUUCCGAUAAAAUUUCCGGAACUCAGGAAGAAGCUACCAAGCAACAGGAUCUAGCAGCACAAUUGGCUCUGAUUAACCAGGAACUGGCCCAGCAGCAUUAUAACAAUCCGGAAGUACAAGAAGCAGUCACUGCUUCCGGAAAUACAAUAGAGAAUGCAAAUCGUUACCAUUCCCUUAAUCAGGGACAAAUAUUAAAUAAAUUUAAUCAGAACGAACGUCCUGAUCACAUUGAUGAAGUUGCACCCACGAGAAUUUCCCAAGAUACCAGAACAAUUCUAUCAGGACCAACUCAGUAUACGUUACCAGCGGAGUUGCCAGUGAUUUCUUCACAUCUACCUGGUCUUGUAAAUCCUUUACUUGAUUCUCAACGUCCUGAGCACCAGGGUGUCAGUUCAACUAGUUCACCAUCUACGACUACAGUUGCUACCACCACGACUACUACGGAAGUUCCGACUACGACACAUAGAAUUCGAGGAAGGCAACGAGGACGAGUUAUAUCUACGAGACCUGCUACGAGUACACAGAGCCCUUCCACUCAUUCUACUACCGAUAGACCACGAAGACCUUACUCUAGGUCCAGGUCAAGAUUUACAACGACCACCACCGAGGGAUACUCGGAACCUACUUACCAAUCGUCUAAAUCAAAAACUUCGGAAAUGACCCAGAGGUACGGAAUUCAAGAUCAUACGAGAAAAUCAAACGGCUCUUCCGUAAGGGGUCAAAGAUACCGAGGACGUGGUGGAGAAAAAAAUACUGUCAAUUCUGAGCUUCGUGCGGAACGUCCAAAAAUCGUGGUUGCCUUGAGUCAAGAGACUGUACCAUUUGGAACUAGUGCAACUGUCGAUAUACAACAAGAACCCAGUGCACCUGCACUCAAUCCAAACGUCCCUGUUUAUAAUACACAGGAUGAUUAUCUUUCAUCGACUCCUGUUCCAAGUCCUCAGGAAAAUUAUUCAUCGAUCACUGAAAGUACGCUGAGUCCUACACCUAUAGGUAGAGAAGAUUUGACAGAAUCUAACGGAGCCGAAUCUUGGCGCGGAGAAUCAAGUCAAGUACAAAAAUAUCGACAGGACAUUAACCCAACGGAGAAUGUUCCUUACGCAGGACCUCAAUCCUCUGCCAACUUCGGGCAGCCACAUCUUGAGGACAAUCCUGUGAAUGGAUUUAAUUAUCAAGCUCAAACCGUGGAGUCUUUACCGACUCCCACGAUGUCUUACAGACCUAAGGAACGUUUAUAUGAUCGUGAGAAAAUUUCCAGCAGCACCGAGACACCUGUAAAGAUUAACUCUGACAGUGAUCCUAAAAAUUAUGAGGCAGCAGCGUUGCAAGGAAAUUUUGGAUCUCAGCCUGUACAGGAAUACUUCCCUACAGGAGAAAGUCAAGUGUCUGAUCAGGGGCUUAGCUACGAUAAUAACAGUCACCCGAAUAAGGCGGAAUAUCCUCAAAGAAUCCUGUCGAGUGGAUCCCACGAAGAGAUUUUGAGUCAAACAACAACGACGACAACCACAACAACGUCUGUACCACCUACGAACGCGGGACGUCAAAGAAUUCGAGGACGUGUCGGAGGACGAGUUCAGCAGGAUUCAAUUGUUCAAACUCGUUCUCGCGAUGGUCAGGACGAAUACGUUCGUUUUAGUCCUAUAAAUCAAGAUGGGCCCAGACGUAGAUUGAAAACGAGACCAAGGGUUCGUUCUCAGCAAGCUCAUCCCCAAGUUCAGACAGAUGAAAAUGAAUACGUAAGGAUUCAAGCACCUACUCAGUAUCAAAGGUCUACCACGAGGACGACCACCACGUCUACUACGACAACAACCACUCAACAACCGGAAUCCGAAAUUGAAUAUGGUUUUAUAAGACCACCAAAUUUUCAACCUAUACAUCCGGUGGUCACGAACUAUCAGACUUUUGUACCAGCGAAUAAUCAAUACCAGGAACGCGUCGUGGAGGAUACUGCCUCGGGGGAAGCUCAUCCAGUUCGUGCAGAAAUUUUGAAAAAUCGUCAGACUUACCAACCUCCACCUAGGAGGGCUACGAUUAAGUCUACCACUGUAACUCCAGAAAUAAUCACUACGCCGAGGAUCAGUUCCACUGGUGCUGCUGUUGAGCAUGAGAGUGGAUUUACAGUGAAUACCAAAGUAAGAUCCGAGGAGCCAAAAGUGCCAAGGACUCGUGGAAGGAUCCGAAGACCUGGAAAAAAACGACUUAACACUACCACUAGUACCACUACUUCAACGGAAAAUCCUACCGACGAUAACGAAUUGCCUAUUGAUGAGAAUUAUCCUAGAACUCUUCGAACUAAUCCUGAGACAAUUCCUCGGCAGGAUAAUCUUAAUAGUCCAAAUUUCGAAAGUCACGGUGAACUUUCUCUGUCGUACAAUCGAGGAUCCGGUUCAUUGCACCAGGUUGAACCCAAUGGUAAUUCGGAAGAUUUCGUCAUUAAUUUUCGAGGAAUACCUAAUGCAGAAUUGGCAGAAAAAGAGGAAUAUGAUCAAACCCAAUUAGCCAGUAAUCGUGGAAAAAACUAUUAUCAAGAAUCUAAAGUGUCCGAUACCCGUUAUUCUGCAGUAACGGAUAUUGAGGGAGCAGAGAGUCAAUGGUCGAGUAAAUUAACUAGAUCAUCCUUCCAACCGAGUUAUUUACCCAAUCGUCUUGCGAACGAUGAAUUAUCCAAUGAUUCGAAGGAUUCCAAAGGGCGUUCCAUUUAUCAGGAAUAUCCUGAGAUUAUCACUGCAGGACCGGAAGUGCAAUCCAUAACAGUACUCGUGACUGCAAAACAGGGUGACGAAAUUCAGAAUGAAUCAACCUUGUCAAAUCACGAGAGAAAAGAUAAAUUCCCUAAUCUUGCUGAAAAUUCUACCAAGAUCGAUAGCAGCACUGAGCAUGAGAAUAUAUCAGGAAUGGAAGACAUUUUUGGAAAAAAAAUGCAAGAAGAUGCUACUAGCUUGGAUACGACCAUUCCUACGGAACCGACUGACACUAUCAACUCCACUACCCCUCUUAUUCCUACAACCAUCACCGAUACUUCUGAUAACGAUAAGACAGUCAUAGAAACGAGUAAAAUUGUGAAGAAAACAUACCUGGAGUAUCCUCUAGAUAGAAAGAUGCUGCAGAAGGAUAGAACAAGGAGAAGGAGGGUCAGAGUCCGCGUGAGACCUGCUAGUGGUGACUUUGUAACUGCGGAAUCACAUCGUUACACGUCGGUAGUAAACAGUCUGGGGGAAGAUAGAUACAUGUAUCGGUUAGAACAGACAACCACUGAGAAACCAGAACAAUCCAUCUUGAACGAGUUUUUCCAAGAGAUGCUUAAGACUGACAAGAGUCCAGAACCAUCAACGACCAUGGAAACAACUAUUCCUGAUGUUGCAACAACGACCCAGGAACCUUUGGCUAUUACAGGAACUAUAUUACUGCCGACUACGAUGAACGAUAAUGUCCAAGAUCCCGAGAACGAGAUGACCACUCCAGCUGAAAGUAUUAUUCUUGACACAGAGGACGCUGAUCAUCCGAAAAAUCAUAGGAGCAAAUGGAGCGAAGUACAGGAUCUAACGAAGCAGUCCAACCUUGAUUAUUUAAAAAUCGCAUCCUGGAUUCCGAUGAACACGAAUUUCUCAAACGGAAUGAUCGUCGAUACACAGGUGAGCACUUUCGCUCCUGAAACAAAAGAAAUGUCAAAGUCCGAUGUCAAAGUCCUUUCCGAUUACGUGAAAGCCAUCUUUGAGAGAUUAAAGGGCGAGGAAACAACUUCAGAGACUAAUGCACCGAUGACCACUACAGAGAGAAUGGUACCGGAAGUGGAUGAAGUAUUAGAGAAGCAAGAAGUGGAAUCCAAGAUUAAAAUUGAAGAGCAUGGAGGUGACGACAAUAAUAAUUUAAUUGAUCAAGUGAAAUCAACUACCGAGACUGGAGCCACGCAGCCGAUGUCGACGUUCGAUCCGACGGAGGAUACGACGGUCGUAGAGAUAGUAUCAACGACUCCAAACGUCCCAGUGCCACCAGAUGAACUGACUACAGAAAUCCCGGGAACGACAACCACGGAAUCUCCUUUGGGUAGAAUCUUGAGAACUUCAACCACGACGAAGGUCUCCCAUAUGACAGAAAUCUGUUACAGAGGCCGUUGCGUAAUGACAAAACCGAAGAAGGAGAUUCACCCGAGAUGAAAUUUCAAGAGAACGGCAGCGUCUGAAGCACAACGGCCCUGAGGUACAUCACGAAGAUCUUAGGUUAACCUACAGAUCGAAACUACCGAUCGAAUCGAUUAAAUUAUUGAAAAAAAAAUGACAAUGAGAUAAUGCCUGAUAGUACGUAUGUAAAUGUGUGUCUGCUAGAAUUUGAUUGUACGUGAAAAUGUGAGAUUAAAAUCUAGCGAGAGAGUCGCGAAGACUCACCCCGUAUUUAAUGAUUUAAUUAAUAGUGACACGUAUGUCUAACCUAAGCAUAAGUAUUUAAUAAAAUUCAUGUAAAUCGUUUAUUGUAACGUGAAGAAUUUUAAUAAAAAUCUUUGUUCAUGGUUCCAAUAUGUAACACGUGUAAAAAUGGAUACAUUGAGAAAUCGUCUGUAAGAUAUAAACGCGUGGAGCAUAUAUAAAUAUUGUGUAACGUAUGUAUCCCCUAGAAAAUAAACCUUACACACUCACA
Cephus cinctus (wheat stem sawfly) is the source of this 8994-nucleotide messenger RNA. Its product is annotated as mucin-17. The transcript has 13 exons. The coding region runs from base 1920 to 8516 and encodes 2198 amino acids. Lineage: Eukaryota; Metazoa; Arthropoda; Insecta; Hymenoptera; Cephidae. The record is from RefSeq and is a predicted model, not a curated record.